Molecule: messenger RNA, 192 nt
Organism: Fusarium proliferatum ET1
Lineage: Eukaryota; Fungi; Ascomycota; Sordariomycetes; Hypocreales; Nectriaceae
Exons: 2
Coding region: 1-192 (63 amino acids)
Source: RefSeq, a predicted model, not a curated record
AUGGGUGGAGGGGAAUGGGGAAGGAGGAUAAUUGAGAGGUGGUUGUGGUUUGCGGUUGCGGUUGCGGUUGCAGCUGCGGUUGCACAAUUUGGUUACAAUUGCACGUGCAAUUGCAAUCAAUCAAUUAAUCCAGCCGCGGUCAAGGCAAGGGCAGACAGUAAUAUUAAAGUUGAUGCCCGAUUGAUUGAUUAA